Messenger RNA from Cladocopium goreaui, 309 nucleotides. NCBI's taxonomy places the organism in Eukaryota, Dinophyceae, Suessiales, Symbiodiniaceae. The record is from the annotation of a GenBank genome assembly.
GCGGCACUUGGUGCGGCACUUGGUGCGGCACUUGGUGCCUCUGUAGAGUCCCCGGGCGUGUUUGGAUGCUUUGACGCCCCGGCUGCUUUGCGUGGCAGGCGCGGCCCUUGGCGCCUCUUUGUAGAGCCCCGGACGUGUUUGGACGCUUUGACGCCGCGGCUGCUUUGCGUGGCAGGCGGCACUUGGUGCGGCACUUGGCGCCUCCCUGUAGAAUGCACGGACACGUUUGGACGCUUUGACGCCGCGGCUGCUUUGCCUGGCAGGCGCGGCACUUGGUGCGGCACGGACUUGACGCCGCUGCUGCUUUGC